AUGUGGAGUGCAUCAACAGCGCCUUGCUUCGUGCGUGGGCAUUGGUAUGCCUUUUUUUUUUUGCUGUUUUCCCUCUCGUGCACCGACGUGCGGCUGUCAGUGCGUCUUCAAAGGCGAACUUGUAGGCCGCCGUCGGACCUCGCAAGAGGCAUGCCGCCGAUCCUCUCAACGACUUCUGCAGAUGUGGACUUAUACGGUGCAAUCGAGCGUGUUCGACGCGCCAUCACGCCUACGCACGCUCACAUGCACAAAUGCAAAGGAGGAAAAGGGAAACGGCUGCUUGGUCCGGAGACAGAAACCUGCGGCCCACACUCGCUCUUUUGCUGCUGCUUGCUGAUGCACUUCGUGACCCAAUGCUGUGGCCGACUUUUGUGGUUGACGUGCACUCCGACCUGCUGUCUCACGGAGUGCACGCAGCGAAGCGCUCGUGCAGUGAGUAAAAACGAAGAACGGUGGGCAAUGAAAACGCUGCUCGAAGCAUCGCGACGAGAGACACGUGUGGCCUUGAAGAGCACCUUUGGAAAACAGGCGAUGGUUAAUAACAGUUUUAAUAACAAAACGCAGCAGCACUCCUUUUUUUCUUUUCUGUCUUUUCAUCUGGCAAGUUUUAUACCGCUCGACGCCGAUGUAUUUGCCCUCUUUUUAUCGGCCGUGUGA
This is a messenger RNA of Leptomonas pyrrhocoris, 657 nucleotides long. RefSeq lists its product as hypothetical. Lineage: Eukaryota; Euglenozoa; Kinetoplastea; Trypanosomatida; Trypanosomatidae. The record is from RefSeq and is a predicted model, not a curated record. The transcript has a single exon. The coding region runs from base 1 to 657 and encodes 218 amino acids.